AUGGCGGCGUAUAUCGUCGAACACGCCGGCACCGAACUGCUGCGCGAAACCGAACGGCUCAAGUACCAAGUGCUUACGUUGCAGAGCAAGCUGUUGGUGUCGGCCAAGGUUGUCGACAGUCGGUUGACAUUCCGCGAAGGCCGGCAGUUUUUCGAGUACAAGCUCCAGAUCGAAACCAACAACCCACUCCACACGAACAGUUGGCAUCGAUACAAGACGUUUCGAAUAUUUGGGGCGACGCUCCAAACCAAGAACGGGUUCCGCCGCAAGGACAUCCCGGACUUGCCCAACAAGCAACUGUUUGGGUCGGACAGAUCGAUCCAAGAACGUAUCGGCAAGCUGAACCAGUUCCUUGAAGCGGCGACCAACACGGACUGCUUGCCGUGGGGCGUCCGCGUCGACCAGGACAAUACAGAUGUGGGAGACAGCAUGGUGUCAACCGUCGCGUCGUCAUCGGAUAUGCAGUCUCCGCGCACCUCGUCUCGACAGUCUGUGUCGUUGCGUGAAUCGAUCGUUGGUGGACGCAAGUCGUAAAACAAAACUUUAUGUGGGCACGUAUCGUUUUAAUCAAGGCAAAGUAGCCGUCCUCCGGGUCGUACUCGGCACCGUCCGCGACGUACCGCACUUCCACUUGCGUGUCCGACACCUUCUGAAUGAUCUGCG
Aphanomyces invadans is the source of this 663-nucleotide messenger RNA. RefSeq lists its product as hypothetical. The transcript has 4 exons. Lineage: Eukaryota; Oomycota; Saprolegniomycetes; Saprolegniales; Verrucalvaceae. The coding region runs from base 1 to 534 and encodes 177 amino acids. The record is from RefSeq and is a predicted model, not a curated record. Gene Ontology annotation, molecular function: phosphatidylinositol binding.